This is a messenger RNA of Gadus morhua (Atlantic cod), 1593 nucleotides long. RefSeq names its product capZ-interacting protein. The coding region runs from base 187 to 1116 and encodes 309 amino acids. The transcript is spliced from 7 exons. NCBI's taxonomy places the organism in Eukaryota, Metazoa, Chordata, Actinopteri, Gadiformes, Gadidae. The record is from RefSeq and is a predicted model, not a curated record.
GCGGCAUGCUGCGCGGCGGCGCGGUUCUCCACUCCUCCAAGCAGUCUUGGAGCCGUUUGGCUCCAAACAUCCAAACAGACCAGCCCCCCGUCUCAACCUACCACUCCGUCUGCCUCAGAGCAGGGACUUUAACUCCAAGUUGAACUCCUUCCAAAAGAAUCACCAUAACCACUUCGUCUCCCCAGGAUGGAGAAACCCAAGAACCGGCAGACAAUCGGUUCAGCCUGGGCACCUUGUAGACAGGAAGGUUCUCCAUUCAAGUCUGUGGCGGAGCUGGCGGGAAGGUUCCGAGGUCAUACCAUCGCAUCGCCGACCUCCAACGAGGAAAGGAUUCAUCUAAGGAAAGUACCAUGCGCUCUGAAGCUGAGCAGCCCGAGAGAUGAGAAAGGGGGGGAGUCCCAGAAACCUGUGAUUCUGUUGCCGAAACCUUUCAAAGUGAAGAUAAAAAAAAACUCAAUCAUUGAAAAACUGCAGGCCAACCUCGCCCUGUCCCCCAGCUCUCUGUUUCCCUUACCGCGGACCCCCGAGGUUAAGCUCCGGACGGCCUGCGCCCCCUCGUCCCCUACCCCGGUGCCCAGUUCCCCUGGCACCCCCCGCAGCAGCCCCCCACCACCACCGCCGCAUAUCCGCCAGUCCAGCGAGGAGGAGGAGGCGGUUUGCUUCGAGUCCCCGCCAGAGGGCAACCCCCUCCCCAGCUUCAACAAGACACGUGCACGCCUGUCCGUCAAGAGGCGCCCGCCCACCAGACGCCACCGCCAGUCCCAGGGAGAGGAGGGGGCGCACGGCAACGGCCUGACUCCAUGGCAACCGGAGCCGGCCAGUCCUGGACCGGAGCAGAACGAGGGGAAGGAGGCGUCGGAACGCAUGUCACAGGACCCUACCGCUCCCCUGAACCAAUCAGAACGCAGGGAGGAGAACCAUGCACAGAGAGUUGGGGAUGAGGACACGGCUGAAAACGCUGAAGGUCGCGAAGCAGAUCUGGCAACCCUGGGGGGUUCGGAUGCUUCGGAGGAUGAACGGCGACCCACUGCCUCUGCUGGCAUUUGCAGUGCUGCGGGGAAGGAGGAAAUUACUGCCAAGAAAGCAUUGCAACAGGAGGAACGGGAGACGGCCUAGACUGCAUAAAUGUUUCCAUGCAGUAAAGGAACAGAAAAUACAUCAGGGUUAAUAAGUUAUUCGAUAGUUCAAAGAUCCGUACACAGAUGACAGAACUACAGAUUACAAUAUUCAAAGAGCAUCGAGUAUCAUCAGGCAAAACUAUUUGUUGAAAAACUAAAAUAUUGGUUUGUGUUUAAAACCACUUGAAAGCCUUAGGUUUUGAUGAAUUUGCCCUGAGAUUAAACUCUUAUUGCCUUUGUCUCCAUCUACCGGUCUUGUUGGGAAGAAGUUUGUUUGGAAAUACAAUCGUGGGAAAUGACACGGAAUCCUGUCAGUCGUAUUGAACAUUUCCAAGAAACAUUGGUUCUUUGCGCGGAAUAAGGAGGAGUUAUGAUACAGUAUACAACACAUUUAGACUUAACUUAAACAGACAUUAAUGUACCUACAUAAGUCUUGAACACCAGAAUCAAUAAUAAUAAAAAAAGUUUAUAACCA